AUGAGCGACACCGGCAGCCCCAACAAGAAGAAGAAGGAGGGUGACAAGGCCCCAAACCCCGAUUCUGGGCGACAGAAGAAGCUCGCGGCAGCCCGAGCUGCGCGCAAGGAAUCCAAGGAAGCGCCAAGCAGCAACUGGGCGGCGCUGAAGAAGAAACUACCCGCCGAUGCGCGCCGCGGGCCUUCCGCAAAGAAACGCCCCAAGCAGGGGAUAGGUGCACUCGCAAGCGCAGCCAUCGCGGAGACGGAGACGGCUCCGCCCACGAGCAGCGUGCCAUCGAACACUGGAGUCAAGCUCCUCCCUCCCCCCAACGACAGCCCGCUCCUCCAAGAGCUCCGGCAGAUGGUUUUGGGCCACGAGGUGCUCACGGAGGCUAAGAAAGCGCCUGGGAACUACGUCGCUCUCGAUUGUGAGAUGGUCGGCCUUGGGCAUCUUGGUGCGGAGAGUGUACUCGCUCGCGUGUCGUUGGUCAAUUACCACGGACACGUGCUCUUGGAUAGCUACGUGGCUCCGCGCGAGCGGGUCACGGAUUACCGGACGUGGGUGUCUGGUAUUCGGGAGUCGGAUUUGCGGGGUGCACCCCUCUUCGACGAGGUACAGAAGAAGGUCGCCGAGUUGGUGCAAGGGCGGGUGUUGGUUGGACACGCAAUUGAGAACGACACGAAGGCACUCCUCCUCUCUCAUCCAGCUCCUUUCGUGCGCGAUACACAGAGAUACCGGCCUCUCCGCGAGGCCGCGCGCAGCAAACGUCCCGGACUCAAGUCGCUUGUGGAGAGCCAGCUCGGUCUCAAGAUCCAGAGCGGGGCGCAUAGUUCGAUCACGGAUGCGCGGGCUACCAUGGGUCUCUACCGCCUCAAUAAGGAUGCUUGGGAGGCUAGCCUGCGCGGCGUGAUGGAGGCGUAUGUCAAGAAGACGGGGAGCGCUAUGCCGGGCCGGAAGAAGAAGAGGAAGAGGGAUGACGACGAGGAGGCUGGGGGGAACAAGUCGUUCCCGGGCGGAGGACAGAAGGGUAUCUCGUCGGGACUGAGUGUGGUGGUGAAACGGUUUGGGAAGAAGAUCGACAACCAGCCAAAGCGGCGAGGACCAGCGCCAGCUGCCAGUGCAGGAGGGAGCUGGUGGGAGGAAGCCGCAGGUUGA
Cutaneotrichosporon cavernicola is the source of this 1137-nucleotide messenger RNA. RefSeq lists its product as uncharacterized. The coding region runs from base 1 to 1137 and encodes 378 amino acids. The record is from RefSeq and is a predicted model, not a curated record. Gene Ontology annotation, molecular function: nucleic acid binding; 3'-5' exonuclease activity. The transcript is spliced from 4 exons. Gene Ontology annotation, cellular component: nucleus. NCBI's taxonomy places the organism in Eukaryota, Fungi, Basidiomycota, Tremellomycetes, Trichosporonales, Trichosporonaceae. Gene Ontology annotation, biological process: rRNA processing; ribosomal large subunit assembly.